AUGAACUCGUCUGAAUUGAGGCGCCUUUACGAUGAGCAGGGCUUCGUGAUCAUCCCAGAUCUCGUUCAGGAUGAGCUGCGCAGCGCGUUAGAAGAGGCAAGCGAGUGUGCCAUUGCGAAGACGCGCUCGGGGAGUUGGAAGCUUCGACGUACGGUUGGACGUCAGUUUCCUCCGUAUGGAGAGGGCGAUCCGGACUCGUGGGGCGUGCAGCAUGUCAUGCACCCCGAGUUGGGCGAGCCUAUCUUCGCGCAGUGGUACACGAGCGAUCCCUUGGUCAACGUUGUGAGGGAGCUCCUGGAAUGCAGUGAAGAUGAGCUCCAGAUGGAGCUGUUCAACAUGCUGAUCAACCCUCAUUCCCAUGCCUUUGCGCUGCGCUGGCAUCGCGACGACGUGCGUGAGGACGCGUCGGAGGAAGAGGAGCGCAAGGCAUUGAGUGUUUGGCAUCACGGCGUGCAAUGGAACACGGCCCUGUACAAGGAUUCGUGUCUGUAUGUCGUCCCCGGUUCACAUAAAGUUCCUCGAACCCCCGAACAGCGUGCACACUCGUCGACGCUAGACCCUCCUGAUAAUCCGCUAGACAUGCCGGGCGCGAUUCAAGUUGCGUUACAACCGGGCGAGACCGUCUUUUACAACAAUAACAUCCUUCAUUGUGCAACGUAUGACCCAAACGAACGGCGAGCAACGCUACAUGCAUCGAUGGGAGACAUUCGCGGCGGUGCUACUCGAGCCAGGAAUGUACUCCAGCAUGGACUGAUGUGGAUGAAAGAAGAACGCUUCCGGGACAGUUUGAACCAGAGGGGAAAGAAGAUGCUCCGUCAACUCGUCACGCUGCAAGAGAACGUAAACGGCGACGUGGGCUACUCGCUCACAAAUAAGUAG
Molecule: messenger RNA, 879 nt
Organism: Fibroporia radiculosa
Lineage: Eukaryota; Fungi; Basidiomycota; Agaricomycetes; Polyporales; Fibroporiaceae
Exons: 6
Coding region: 1-879 (292 amino acids)
Source: RefSeq, a predicted model, not a curated record